UUCCUAUCGGGAGGACAGGGACCAAGGGAAUCAAUUAGAUGAUAUAUGUUGGCAACUUGGCACCUAUGAUCCCCUGCGGUACCUAUGACUAAUGUAAGAUUGCAGCAUUUGCAGUUGCACUUGCAGCAUGCUGGCUAGUGUGAGAUUGCUGUAUUUGCACUGUGCACUUCCACCUGCACGCCCCCUCAGUUAUGAUUACAGGUGCCGCCGCUCCGUCCCUCUUUCCCUCGCUGCUUUCAAUCGUAAAGGGAAAGGAGUGGGGCUUCCAGUUGGGAAGAAGAAGAAGAAGAAGAAGAAGAAUGGAGAGGAAGAAGAGGGUAAGGUGGAAUGCAAAGUGGAGGUGAUUUCGUGGAGAGAGAGACGGGUGAGCGCAGCGGUGGUGAUCGAGGUGGAGGAGCAGAGUGUGUGGGAGGUGCUCACGGACUAUGAAAGGCUGGCGGAGUUCAUUCCAAACCUGGUGUUAAGUGAGGUAAUACAAGGCGGGGAAGAAGGGAGAGUACGGUUGAGGCAGAGAGGAAUGCAGCGCAACAUGUAUUGGCAUAUCGAAGCUCAAGUUGUCUUAGACCUCCAAGAAUUUCCCCAUUUGGAAAAUGGGAAAGAAUUACACUUUUCUAUGGUUGAAGGGGACUUUAAGCAAUAUGAAGGAAAGUGGUAUUUGAGACCUGGUCCAAGGUAA
Cryptomeria japonica (Japanese cedar) is the source of this 676-nucleotide messenger RNA. RefSeq lists its product as uncharacterized. The coding region runs from base 128 to 676 and encodes 182 amino acids. The transcript has 2 exons. The record is from RefSeq and is a predicted model, not a curated record. Gene Ontology annotation, biological process: regulation of photosynthesis, light reaction. Lineage: Eukaryota; Viridiplantae; Streptophyta; Pinopsida; Cupressales; Cupressaceae.